AUGCAGAUUUUCGUGAAGACUUUGACUGGUAAGACCAUCACUUUGGAGGUGGAAUCUUCCGAUACCAUCGACAACGUUAAAAGCAAAAUACAAGACAAGGAAGGUAUUCCUCCCGACCAACAGCGUUUGAUUUUUGCUGGUAAGCAAUUAGAAGAUGGUCGUACCUUGUCUGACUACAACAUCCAAAAGGAAUCUACUCUUCACUUGGUCUUGCGCCUCCGUGGUGGUAUCAUUGAGCCCUCUUUGAAGGCUUUGGCCAGCAAGCACAACUGCGAAAAGCAAAUUUGCCGUAAGUGCUAUGCUCGUCUCCCUCCUCGUGCCACCAACUGCCGUAAGAAAAAGUGUGGUCACACCAACCAACUUCGUCCCAAGAAGAAGUUGAAGUAA
Molecule: messenger RNA, 387 nt
Organism: Schizosaccharomyces osmophilus
Lineage: Eukaryota; Fungi; Ascomycota; Schizosaccharomycetes; Schizosaccharomycetales; Schizosaccharomycetaceae
Gene: ubi2
Product: ribosomal-ubiquitin fusion protein Ubi2
Exons: 1
Coding region: 1-387 (128 amino acids)
Biological process (GO): modification-dependent protein catabolic process; protein ubiquitination; translation
Cellular component (GO): ribosome; cytoplasm; nucleus
Molecular function (GO): ubiquitin protein ligase binding; structural constituent of ribosome; protein tag activity
Source: RefSeq, a predicted model, not a curated record